Ipomoea triloba (trilobed morning glory) is the source of this 1910-nucleotide messenger RNA. Its product is annotated as protein IQ-DOMAIN 1-like. The transcript has 6 exons. NCBI's taxonomy places the organism in Eukaryota, Viridiplantae, Streptophyta, Magnoliopsida, Solanales, Convolvulaceae. The record is from RefSeq and is a predicted model, not a curated record. Bases 204 to 1661 code for a protein of 485 amino acids. Gene Ontology annotation, molecular function: protein binding.
UCACGUUCUACAGACACAGUAGUUGAACUUCUCUUUGGAAAGAUCUGAUCUUUCUCUUUCACUACCAAUGGAUAUUCAGAGAGGAGGGUACAAUCUCUCUUUCUAGUCUUUUUUGUUUCAUAGAAAAAAAAUCUCUGUAUAUAUAGAACAACAAUGGAAGCUUUCUGAGAUCUGGGAACUCUCAUUCACAGACUUAUAAAAGAAUGGGGAGGAAGGGGAGCUGGUUUUCUUCAGUGAAGAAGGCAUUCAGCCCAGAAUCUAAGGAAAAGAAGGAACAGAAAGCAAAUAAAUCGAAGAACAGAUUGUUGGGAAAGGAGAAGCUUGACGUUCCGAAUUCUGCAACUCUCGAGACUUCCACUGCUUCACCUCAUCAUCAGGAAGAGGUAAAAUUGGCAGAAGUAGAGAAAGAAGUUGCCACUUCUGCAGUGGCUGAAGAUGCUAUUGUGGCCGCUGCAGAAGCUGUUCAAUCAGCUGAAGUUGCAAAGUUCUCGGGCAAAUCCAAUGAAGAGGAAGAGGCUGCUGCAAAGGUUGUUCAAUCAACUGCACCCGCAAAGUUUUCAGGCAAGUCGAAGGAAGAAGCUGCAGCAAUCAGAAUCCAGACUGCGUUUCGAGGGUACCAGGGUAGGAUGGCUUUUAAGGCUUCGAGAGGACUUGUGAGACUAAAAUCUCUUAUCGAAGGGCCACCUGUCAAACGACAAACUGCAAAUGCGUUGAAAUGCAUGCAGACGCUUAGCCGCUUACAAUCUCAGAUUCAUUCGAGAAGAAAUAGGAUGUUGGAGGAAAAUCAAGCUCUGCAGAGGCAGCUUCUGCAGAAACAUGCAAAAGAGCUCGAGAACUUCAGGAGAGGGGAUGAAUGGGAUGAUAGUCUACAAUCAAAAGAGAAAAUUGAAGCAAGCUUGUUAAGCAGGUAUGAAGCUGCAAUGAGACGUGAGAGAGCACUCGCUUAUUCAUAUUCUCAUCAGCAAACUUGGAAAAAGUCAUCGAGAUCUCCCAAUCUGUUGUUUAUGGAUCCAACCAAUCCUCAGUGGGGUUGGAGCUGGUUAGAGCGGUGGAUGGGCGCCCAGCACCCAUCAGAGGCUCACGGUACAGCAGAACGAGAACUUAAAACCGAUCAGAUAUCAGCAAAAAGUGUCAAUCUGGGCCUUUCUGUGGGAGAAAUUACCAAGUCUUUUGCUCGCCAUCAGCUAAAUGCUGAACAGCCUUCUUCGCCAGCCAGCCAAAAACCAAGUCGAGCACGCCCUUCAAACCACCAUUCCCCUGCUAUGACAACCAAACAACCCUCUUCAAAGAAGCCGAAGCCUCCCAGCCCGAGAGUGAGGGUAGCCAGCCAAGACGAUGAUGCAAAAAGCGUGUUUAGUGUCCAAUCAGACCGCAACAGAAGGCAUAGCAUUGGUGGAUCAUCAGUAAGAGAUGACGAGAGUUUGGCAAGCUCCCCGUCCUUCCCAAGUUACAUGGCGAGCACUCAAUCAGCAAAGGCCAAGACUCGUGCCACACAAAGCCCCUUAGCUGUGGAGAAUUGGACUCCAGAAAAGGGAUCCAUUGGUUCUGUGAAAAAGCGGCUUUCAUACCCUCCUUCACAAGCCUUAUCAAGACGCCAUUCAGGCCCCCCGAAGAUGGACACCUCCAUAGCUGAACCUGAAACGAACGGGGAGAUCAAUUAGGUAUUUUUCUUGCAAACUCUGCCUUAGCAUGUUUGGUAAACUUGUGUGUUCAUUGCAGAGAAGAUGUAAACAGUAAUGGAACAUUGAUUUGUGAGAUACUUCAAACACAGUUUUUAUUGAUUCAUUCUUGAAUGGCUUGGAGUUGGAGGGGGUUUGAUUCCAGAUAAAUUCCAAUAUAGAAUUCCCCAUUUGUGUUUAGAUUGUGUGAUUAUCAUUCUUACAUUAAUCUCAUUGUGUUUAUACUGAAAA